This is a messenger RNA of Octodon degus (degu), 854 nucleotides long. It is a transcript of the gene Snrnp27, whose product is annotated as small nuclear ribonucleoprotein U4/U6.U5 subunit 27. The transcript is spliced from 6 exons. The record is from RefSeq and is a predicted model, not a curated record. Gene Ontology annotation, biological process: RNA splicing. Gene Ontology annotation, cellular component: precatalytic spliceosome. The coding region runs from base 56 to 523 and encodes 155 amino acids. Lineage: Eukaryota; Metazoa; Chordata; Mammalia; Rodentia; Octodontidae.
CGGAUGUUGUUGCACAGCCGUUUCCGGGGCGCUGUGAGGAGAAGUAGGAUUCCCAAUGGGCCGCAGCCGCAGCCGAUCCCCGCGGAGGGAACGUAGGCGAUCCCGAUCUGCUUCCCGGGAGAGAGAGCGUCGGCGCCGGGAGAGGUCCCGAUCGCGGGAGAGAGAUCGCAGGAGAAGCCGCUCUAGGUCUCCACACCGGCGGCGCUCCAGAUCUCCACGGCGACAUAGAUCCACAUCUCCUUCUCCUUCACGCCUGAAAGAAAGAAGAGAUGAGGAAAAGAAAGAAACAAAGGAAACAAAGAGCAAAGAACGUCAGAUUACUGAGGAAGAUUUAGAAGGCAAAACAGAGGAAGAAAUAGAAAUGAUGAAGUUAAUGGGAUUUGCCUCUUUUGACUCCACAAAAGGGAAGAAGGUAGAUGGGUCUGUAAAUGCAUAUGCCAUAAAUGUAUCUCAGAAGAGGAAGUACAGGCAGUACAUGAACAGAAAAGGUGGCUUCAACAGACCUUUGGAUUUUAUUGCAUGAGAACUAAAAUAUUGAAGAAUGAUUUUUCCCCCUCAUCUUGGUUGGAGUGUGGAUUUUGUAUUUUGUAUUUAAUAUGCAUCAAAACCAGGAUCUCAGUUCUUCCUUCUUAUAAAGUAAGAAAAUCUUAUUUAUAAUUUCCUCCAAAAGAGAACAGUUAAAUACUUUUUUUAAAAAAGGAAAUAACAUUUAAGGCAAUCAUCAGCCGUAUAUUGUUUGUUCUUAUUCCUAUGGAAACUGUAUAUGUUUUCUUCUUGGAUGCUUGUUAGAACUUUUUAAAAAACAUGAAAGUAAUUUGGCACGAGUUUCUUCAAUAAAGCAACAUUUCUACCCA